GCGCGUUUGUUUGUACAUCGUUGUUUCAAACUUCCCCAAAAAAGUGAUUUGGUGUUGUGAUGGUGCAUAGCGAACAAGGAAGGCGGAUGUUUCAUGUAACAGAACAGCAAGGGUGUGCACGAGUUAGGAGUUAGACUACCCCUACAAUCUUACUCAGGAGGUCAUGCGGUGUUCAUGUACAGUACAGCGGCAGAUGGAAAUGUUACGCUACAGCUACGGGAAUCCGACGACCUGGAUAGGUCGGGUUUAGCAGCAAUGCUGGCGCGAUUACAAGAUGAUGCUACUUUUUCUAUUUCAUAUCAAGAUAGUGAUAUCUUGUCGGAUGGAAGUAUAGACGUUCUUUUAGGAACUGGGACUGGAACUUUACAGGGAUCAGUGGCUAGCGCGUCAUGCAUUCAAAGAGAUUCUAUCAAUUAUACAAGUGCAACGGAAGGAGUUACGGCGACGUUUGAUUUAUUUGAUUCCUCAAGUGGUCCUGAUUUAACGCUGUCUCCUCAAACUUUUACUAAUUCUGCAGAGGCCUUUAUCAACGAUAACUCAAAUAGUUUGGGUGUACCUACAGAAAACGAGUCGGUGACAACGACAACGGAAGAUAAGAAACCCCCCGUAGGAUCGUCAAGUGAAGUAGUAAAAUUAGCAGUGAAACGACCACGGCCUAAGGCUGCUUCACCUAAUAGACAAGGUCCUCAACAGUGUCAGGUGUGUGCCAAGGUCUUCGGAAACGCCUCUGCACUUGCCAAACACAAACUGACUCAUAGUGACGAACGAAAGUACGUAUGUACGAUGUGUGGAAAGGCAUUCAAACGUCAGGACCAUUUAAAUGGACACAUGCUGACCCAUCGAAACAAAAAGCCUUACGAGUGCAAAGCGGAGGGAUGCGGAAAAUCGUACUGCGACGCAAGAUCGUUACGAAGGCAUACCGAAAAUCAUCACAGCUCUUCAACGGUUAGCACAAACACUACCACAAUGUCACCAGCUCAAGGGGCAGCUUCUGGUGACGCCGCAUCCCCACACGGUUCUAGUUGUAUUCAAUAUGCACCACCACCUCCCUCAACAUCAACGGGAAAAAGCCAACUUCAACAAUUGCUGGCCACAGAACCGGCUAAGAGUGGCAACGGAGGAAACAACGAUGGGUUGACCAAGCAGCAAUUAGAUUUAAUUCAUCAAAUUAUGGAGCAAACACAAAGACAAUCACAUACAGUUACAAAACCAGCAGCAAAACCGGCAUCCAAACCAACGAGUAAGGCGCCAAACAAAUUGCAAAAGGUGUGGACGUCGCAGUCGCAAGGUAGUUUAUCAAAUAAAACCAGUACUGGUGGAUCAACGCCAACAAAAAUUACCACCACAACUUCCACUUCGGUCCCAAUUAAUUCUGCUAACAAAACAGAAUCAAAGCCGGUGGAAUGCAAUCUGUGUCACAGAAAAUUUAAAAAUAUACCUGCGUUAAAUGGCCACAUGAGACUACAUGGUGGAUAUUUUAAAAAGGAUGCCGAAAAUAAGAAAUGUGAGAAGAAGGAUCCAAGUGGACCUCCACUGCAAACAGCAAGUGUAAGUGUACGGGCGCUAAUAGAAGAAAAAAUUAUAAACAAGCGCAGCACCAAUCCGCCUCCGCCAACCAACGGCGAAGACACAACGCGGAGUGGGGCGCCACCGCUUUUCCCUCUAACUGUGCAUUCCUCAAAUAAUUCCAGCGACUUGGAUUCAAAAAUCACCUCAUUUGUCGUACCUGCGCCUCCACAACAACCAACCGAAAAAGGACGAAGACACUCGGAUGCCGACGCGUUUACAAUACCGAAACAGCCCAACACGCAGCAAGAAGCGGAAGCAUUAGCUGACCUCAUUUUGAAAAAGGGAAAGGUUGCGGUAAAAAGAACUACAUCCGAUCCCGGGCAACCUACCCAGCAAGUAAUACAAUUACAAACCGGAGAAUCACUGACUCUCACCGGUGUUACAUAUCAAUCUGAAGAUAGCUCGGGAUAUUUCUCGCAAAGCUUACAAGACGAAGUGUUCACUCAAGUGCAAGACACAAUGUUAUUACAAAGUGUCGACGCACAACACCUUACUUCGAUUCAAUUCCGAACCGAUUCCCUCCUGCAUGAACAAAGUGAGGAUCAACUGCACGACAUUGCCUCUCUAGAAGACUACGCCAGCGUGACCGCAAGUCUUCAGGAGACUGUUCAAUCACCAUCAUACCAAUCUAAUCACUCGGUCAAUCAAGACUUACAGGCGGUGCUCGACUCUCCUUUGCCCGAAAGCUUGGCAGAAUUCAGCACAUUUCAUUCUGCCACAAAUCUGGACAUUCCAUCCCCCGGUUAUCAAACCCAAUCUCCCGCUCAAUACACGGAAUCUCCACAUACGUCCCUUACUGCUCAAUCUCCCCUACAAUCCCCUCUAAUUAGACACGAUUCGCCCGGGUUUGCAUAUCCAACUCCGCCCGCCAGUCACGAAGGCCGAAGUCCUUGCUUUGGACAAAACACGAUACUUCCCAUGGUCUCGCCCAAACAAAACGAUUUCACGCAAGUCGGCGGACGGGAACUAGAUGAACCUCCGCAAGCAUCUUCCCCUUUAUCGGCGGCAUUUUUUACUUCGACAAUGUCUAGUUCGGCAGCCGUGGAAGAGGCUUUAGAAGAAGUCCUGCCUGGAGAAAGCAUAUCAACCGACGAUAUUUACCCGCUCACCAACUCACCAACGCCACAGUCACCACUUUCCGUCGGCCUUACACCUGUCGCUUCGCCAUUAUCCAACAUCCCAGCAUCAUCGGUAUCUUCUCCUCACCCUUCAACCACGUACACUCCGUCCCCUAGCAACGUUACGUUUCCACUAUCGCCACAUUACUCCUUUCAAUCGCAAAUGAUGCCAAACUCGGACGAUCCCCUACUGUCAAGCAGUCCAAAAGACACUAAAAAAAAGUUUGAAUUCAAUGGCCUUCCUUUAAAAGUGAUAAGUAGUAACGGAUUAAUCGACACAAAUUUUACCGGAAUUUUGGUCGAGAGUAAUGGCGAACUAAAACUGGUACAAACAAAUGGUAAUGCGCUACAAACAAAAAAUAUAGUCGUAACUGGUGCUUCAUUACUACACGCACAAAAUUUUUUAAACAAGGAUAUACAAUUAAAAAACGGAGAAAGGAUACCGAAGGUUACACAAACGCACACCAACCUUCCAAUAAAAUUUGCCGGGCAAAGAGAAACGUUUAAACAAGAUGGUACCGAUGUGUUUAUCAGUCCCAACAUUGUACCUGCGAGUCCUAUAAGGCAAUCAAGGAAACGGCCACGUUCGGAACCCUUACAACUUCCCGUGCUUUAUCAAUCCAGAUUACGCGCAACUAGAAGUAGGCCUCACGGAUCAUCGACUUAUACGCCUCCACCAUUACUCAAUCCAACUAGAUCAGGUUCCGGAUUAUAUUGCAGCUUAAAGAAAGGUAAGUUCGCAGUAGCUGUUGGCGUGAGCCACGUAAUCCCUCUUGCAGAAAACAGAGAGGACGCUUACAACGUGUGGAAUAAUGAGUCAAUUCCCGAGUCAGAUUCAACACCUCAUAUUAAUAUUGGCUCUCAAUUUCAAUGCCAUCCACCGCCUUGCAGAAAAGGGUUAUCUAGAGUAGAUCUGGAACCCAACCGAGAGUAUCUGUUGUGGAACCCGUCUUGUACUCUUUCGGACAACGAAGUUGACAUGUACUUGGAUUUCGCGUGCUGCGCAGCAGUUCCCGGUGGAGGACGAAAUAAGGAGUACGCAAUGCACCUUUUGCACAUGUGUGGAGGGAAUAUUCACGAAGCAAUGCUAAAGUUAAUGCACCCCUAUCCCGCGCUUCCUCACGAUCAUCCUCUUUUACAUUAUCAGUACAGUGAUAGCGAUCGAUGGUCGUCGGAAGAAAUAGAGGCAUUUCAACACGCUCUUUUUAGAUAUGGAAAGGAUUUCUUUAGUAUAUCGCGCGAUAUUGGCUCAAAAUCGACAAAACAAUGCGUGCAGUUUUAUUAUAUUUGGAAAAAAGUAUGCGCCGAUGAGUACAGGCGGAUGAAAGUUUCUAGAGAAUCUAAACGCUCAUAUUCGAAAGGAUUUGAGUCAGAUUCAGAGGAGAAACCACAUGCGGAUGUUAAAUUAUUAGGCAUUGCCGACGCGGAGUCGCCUAUUCCCUUUCAAGAACAUAAAAAUUUUAUAUGUGAAUUUCCCGAUUGCUCAGCUAGUUUUAAUUCCAAAGCGGCACUUAACGGCCAUAUUAGAAUACAUGGUGGUACUGUUAGAAAUUCACCGACGCCGUCGACAGUGUUAGAAAGACGAACUUCCACAACUCCUACCAUGUGCCACUCAGAUUCUUCCGAAGAUUAUCCGUGCAAGAUAUGCGGGAAAGUAUUUACAAAGAUUAAAAGUCGCAGCGCCCAUAUGAAAUCACACCGCCCUCCCGACGCGGAACCGCUUAGAAGAAGAGAAAAGGACAUUUCCUGCUCAUCUAGUUUUGAUGUAUUUGUAUCCAGCCCCUUCACCACUUAGCAAAAAUGUGAUUAGAAUUAUUUAGCCGGAGAUAUUAAUGUAGGGAAAGGUUAGAAGAAUAAACGCAAUCAAAUAAAUUACUUACUCGAGAAAAUCAAAUCAAAAUUUCUAUCGUUUUCCUUUUUCUAUAAUUUGAAUGCAGUUAUUCCAAAUCAAACAAUGCAAUCAAACAUCAUACUUUCGUUAGGCGUACUGUAACCGUGAAUAAGAAAUGUAUAAAAGUACUUCAGGAAGUUAGACAAAUGUAGUUAAAACUUAGGGUAGGUUGUACAUCCUCAUAUAACAGAGAUUUAUAUAUUUAAUAAAAAUAGGGGUUGUGUUACGUUACCUGGUGUAACGUUAGUGCCUUUCGACUGUCGAGUGAGACCCUACGUUUAUACCACUUUCGUGGUUUAAGCAUGGAGCUGUACCGAUACCGAUCCGGUACUUUAUAGUUUGUACUUUAAUGCUCAUUUCAUCGUUUACGAUGACUUUGUGUGAAUAUUGAGCAAUAGAUUCUGAUAAAUCAAAUAUCAACGGCCAUAACUGCAAAACUAAUACGUAUUUAUAUUUUUGGAAACUUAAUCGCGAUAUUUGCUUUUAUUCAUUUCAUCUAUUCAUAUCAUCCAUACUGUUGUUAAAUCGAUAUAGCGUUGUAAGUUUUAUCAUAAUUGUAAGAGAGAAAAAUAAUUUUAUAUUUCAGUUAAAAAUUACUGUUAACGAGAGAGAGAAAAACACGGAACUCUAUCGCGGUUAAGGAACCAUUUAACAUGUAAGUACUCGUCGCCCUUAGGCGUCCGUACUGUUUACUCUGUGUUGUGAUCUUUUUAAAGUCUAUUACUAUAAAUCUAUAUAAAUACUAAUAUAAAUAAAUAUUUGUACAUGUUAUUGAAUGUAUAGGUAGUAAUUACUUUUGUCGGUGCAAAGCCAGGGGAAAACUCGAGCUUUUCCAUUAAAUGAAAUGACAAUCCAAUAUCGUUUUAUUCGUACAUUUCUGUGUUAUCGGUGUAUUUUUAGUGUCUGCAAGACGUUAAACAUAGGUUAAGCAGCUUAUUCGUAGAUAUAAUAACUUAAUUGUUGUAUGUUGACAUGUUUUAUAAUCCCUGUUGUAUGUUUUGUAGUUUCUCAGUAAAAUGGGAAAGAGUAGGUUAAGUAAAAUGGCUGAGAUCCACUGGCUUGCGCAAGACUCUAACUGCUGCCAUCUAUUAAUAGCCUAAGAGAUACAUCCAAGGGGCUACAAAGGUCUGGAAAAGUAUUGGAUGCUAUCGAUGUUGAUUGUUUUUAUUUUCGAUAAUUGGCUUGGUCUAAUGCGUUACGAAAGGCAGUCAGCAAAAACUGCAUCUAACUCAUGCACAUUCCAGUUAGCAAACCUCCUUAUAUCCCGACAACUUACCCUUGUUAAUGUAAAAUUUACAUGCAUGACGCACAAUUAUUAAAUGUCAAAUUACUUAUGGCGGUGACACGUUACACUUACCAAUGAUAUUACGUAUUCAUUCCACGAUCCGUGAUCCCCUCCUCCGCAAGUGCAUGAAC
This is a messenger RNA of Photinus pyralis (common eastern firefly), 5994 nucleotides long. RefSeq lists its product as uncharacterized. Gene Ontology annotation, molecular function: transcription corepressor activity. NCBI's taxonomy places the organism in Eukaryota, Metazoa, Arthropoda, Insecta, Coleoptera, Lampyridae. The transcript has 17 exons. Bases 175 to 4482 code for a protein of 1435 amino acids. The record is from RefSeq and is a predicted model, not a curated record. Gene Ontology annotation, biological process: regulation of transcription by RNA polymerase II; negative regulation of DNA-templated transcription. Gene Ontology annotation, cellular component: histone deacetylase complex; transcription regulator complex.